AUGGCAUCGUCACGCCCAGCAGCCGUCCUGCUGCGCUCGUUGCGGGCGAGGCCUCUCGUCACGGCCUCCCGCGCGGCUACGACGUCACCUCUCCUCCGCGCCGGGCUGCAACCCCGGUUCAACUCGACCUUCUCCUCCGUCUCUCCCGACGAGGUUGAGCACUUCAACGCCCUCGCCGCCGACUGGUGGGACCCCCACGGCUCCUCGCGGCUGCUGCACCUGAUGAACCCGCUCCGACACACCUUCAUCCGCGACUGCCUCAACAGCCAGUUCGACGCGCCGUCGACGCCGACCCGGUUCCUCGACGUCGGCUGCGGCGGUGGCAUCUUCGCCGAGAGCGCCGCCCGGCUGCCCGACACCACCGCCGUCACGGCCAUCGACCCGACGCCCGGCGUGCUCGCCAUCGCCAAGGCGCACGCGAGGAGGGACCCCGCGCUGAGGGGUAGGCUGGAGUACAAGUCCGCCACGAUCGAGACGCUGCCCGUGCCGGCGCAGCUGUACGACGUCGUGUCCGUGUUCGAGGUCGUCGAGCACGUGUCGUCGCCCGAGGAGUUCCUGGACCGCUGCGCGCCGUUUGUGAAGCCCGGCGGGUGGCUCGUCGGCAGCACCAUCGCGCGGACGUGGAUGAGCUGGUUCACGACGAACCUCGUCGCCGAGGACAUACUGGGGAUCGUGCCCAAGGGCACCCACGACUGGCGCAAGUACAUCAACGACCACGAGCUGAAGGGCAUGUUCAUGGGCAAGGGCUGGGAGAUGCCGCGCGUCCUGGGCGUCGUCUACGUGCCCGGUCUGGGCUGGAAGGAGGUCAAGGGCAGCGAGAAGGUGGGCAACUACUUUUUCGGCGUCAGGAGGGUGGCGUGA
This is a messenger RNA of Colletotrichum gloeosporioides, 861 nucleotides long. Its product is annotated as Ubiquinone biosynthesis O-methyltransferase. Gene Ontology annotation, biological process: ubiquinone biosynthetic process. NCBI's taxonomy places the organism in Eukaryota, Fungi, Ascomycota, Sordariomycetes, Glomerellales, Glomerellaceae. The record is from RefSeq and is a predicted model, not a curated record. Bases 1 to 861 code for a protein of 286 amino acids. Gene Ontology annotation, molecular function: 2-methoxy-6-polyprenyl-1,4-benzoquinol methyltransferase activity. The transcript has a single exon.